UAGUCACUGGGCUUUGGGUGGAGAAAAGGGAAGAGGACUUUGGGUGUUGGACUGAUGCGAGAGCCUUGAAAUGUCCACGGAGAGUCGUUUUGGAGCCUCACUUGACAGUUUCGGGUUUGGCGCUCCGUCUGAAGCCCCGUGUGGACUAGAUAUUGACGUCCUUUAGGCGCUAAUUUCAGACAACUGCUGUGACACACACACACACACACACACACACACACAGAAGUACCUUCCCUCCCCACACACACAAACAGCUGUACACUAGCACACACACCCUCAGAUACCCCAUAACCCCUUGCACACAAAAAUACAAACACAGAGACACACACACAAGCGUGUGUGAUGUCAGCGGAGGCAUCUGGCGGGUCGUUGGGGGACGACGAGUCUGCAAUGAUGCCCCCAUCAUCAUCAUCAUCGUCAUCCGGGAUGUGUAUGGGCGCGUCAUCCUCCCCCUCCCCUUCCCCCUCGGCCCUGUGCGUGCGGGACAAGGAGGAGUGCGUGUGUAUAGGGGGCGGCCGGCGCUUCAUCAAGCUGAACGUGGGGGGGUCGCUGCACUACACCACGGCCCAGACGCUACGCAAAGAGGAGAGCAUGCUCAGCAGCAUAUGCGACGGACAGACGCCCGUUACUAUAGACUCAGAAGGCUGGGUGGUGUUGGACCGUUGCGGGCGGCAUUUCGGCGUCAUAUUAAACUUCCUGCGUGACGGUUCCGUUCCCCUUCCGGAGAGUUCCAGAGAACUGGAGGAGAUUCUAAAGGAGGCCCAGUACUACAGAAUACAAGGACUCAUCUCACUUUGCAUCAACACUCUACAGAAGCGGAAGAGUGUGUGUGAAGGUGUGUGUCGUAUCCCGAUGAUCACGACACCUAAAGAAGAGCAGCUCAUGAUUGCCACCUGCAGGAAGCCCGUAGUCAAACUGCAGAACAACAGAGGAAACAACAAGUACUCAUAUACCAGUAAUUCAGACGAUAACCUCUUGAAGAACAUUGAGCUGUUCGAUAAGCUGGGUCUUCGCUUCAGCGGCCGCGUUCUCUUCAUGAAGGACGUCCUGGGAGACGAGAUCUGCUGCUGGAGUUUCUACGGCGACGGCCGCAAGAUAGCUGAGGUCUGCUGCACAUCCAUCGUCUACGCCACGGAGAAGAAGCAGACCAAGGUGGAGUUCCCAGAAGCUCGCAUAUUUGAAGAGACGUUAAACAUCCUGAUCUACGAGAGUGGGCGGGGCUCGGGUGCCGGAGGCGUGGCCUUGUUGGAUUCCGGAAUCAGCUCGUCGGCUAGCAACGGCCAAUCAGAUGAGGAGGGAGGCGGGGCCGGGGAGAGACCCCGAGACAGACGAGACCGAGUCAGGAGGAUACACGUCAGGAGACACAUCACACACGACCACACACACACUGUCUACAAGGACUAAAACAUACAGACACACACACAGUAGAAAAGCACUAACGCACACACACACACACACUCAGACAUCAGGAGACGCAUCACACAUGUCCACGCACACACACUGUCUACAUGGACUAACACACACACACACACACACACACACACACACACACAGUAUACAAAGACUAACACGCAUGCACACACACACACACACACUGACAUGUCACGAGACAGAUCACACACACACACACAGUAUAUAAGGACUAAUACAUACAAAAGUCAGGAGAUGCAC
Messenger RNA from Engraulis encrasicolus (European anchovy), 1671 nucleotides. RefSeq names its product potassium channel tetramerization domain containing 13 (gene kctd13). Gene Ontology annotation, biological process: proteasome-mediated ubiquitin-dependent protein catabolic process; negative regulation of Rho protein signal transduction; protein homooligomerization. Lineage: Eukaryota; Metazoa; Chordata; Actinopteri; Clupeiformes; Engraulidae. Gene Ontology annotation, cellular component: Cul3-RING ubiquitin ligase complex. The transcript has 7 exons. Bases 343 to 1404 code for a protein of 353 amino acids. Gene Ontology annotation, molecular function: ubiquitin-protein transferase activity; protein binding. The record is from RefSeq and is a predicted model, not a curated record.